Messenger RNA from Fusarium mangiferae, 480 nucleotides. RefSeq names its product putative RPL42B-ribosomal protein L36a.e. Lineage: Eukaryota; Fungi; Ascomycota; Sordariomycetes; Hypocreales; Nectriaceae. Bases 1 to 480 code for a protein of 159 amino acids. The transcript is spliced from 3 exons. Gene Ontology annotation, molecular function: structural constituent of ribosome. Gene Ontology annotation, cellular component: cytosolic large ribosomal subunit; ribosome. The record is from RefSeq and is a predicted model, not a curated record. Gene Ontology annotation, biological process: translation.
AUGAAGGGACACGAACUCGAAUCGACGACGUCCAACCUCGAACCGACGAUACUUCUUGAAGGUGUCACUUUUUCCGCCCUUCAAGCCCUUUCCGACGAUUCAAUCUUUUCUCUCAAACUGUCUUGGGGGCGUGCGACUCGAUAUGCUGAGAUCUGGACAGAGGUCAACAUUCCCAAGACCCGCAACACCUACUGCAAGGGCAAGGAGUGCCGCAAGCACACCCAGCACAAGGUCACCCAGUACAAGGCUGGCAAGGCCUCCCUAUUCGCCCAGGGUAAGCGCCGAUACGACCGCAAGCAGUCCGGUUAUGGUGGUCAGACCAAGCCUGUCUUCCACAAGAAGGCUAAGACUACCAAGAAGGUUGUUCUGCGAUUGGAGUGUGUCAAGUGCAAGACCAAGCUCCAGCUGGCGCUGAAGCGAUGCAAGCACUUCGAGCUUGGUGGUGACAAGAAGACGAAGGGUGCUGCUCUGGUUUUCUAA